This is a messenger RNA of Passer domesticus (house sparrow), 1888 nucleotides long. It is a transcript of the gene CLRN2, whose product is annotated as clarin 2. Bases 6 to 704 code for a protein of 232 amino acids. The record is from RefSeq and is a predicted model, not a curated record. NCBI's taxonomy places the organism in Eukaryota, Metazoa, Chordata, Aves, Passeriformes, Passeridae. The transcript has 3 exons.
CUAGGAUGCCUGGCUGCUUUAAAAAGACAUUAUUUGCCUUGGCUUCUCUAAUAAGUUUUGUGUCUUUUAUCUUGAUUGUUGUUGCAAUGGGGAUCCCAAAGUGGAUGACUGGAAAGAUCCUUUGCAAAACAGGAGCUGAUUUGGUCAAUGCCACAGAUCCAGAGCUGGUCAAGUUCAUUGGAGAAAUUUACUACGGUCUCUUUCGGGGCGGCAAAAUACGCCAAUGUGGCUUGGGCGGGCGGCGUUCCAAAUUCACAAUUUUCCCACACAUGGUGAAAAAGCUGAAUACAGGCCUACAUGUGAUGAUCAUAAUGUUCCUCUGUGUGGCCAUUUUCUUUUCUCUGGUCAGUUUUGGAUUCUGCAUUCUUAACGCAAUAAAAGUUCCUUACCGGGCUAUUAACGGUCCAGCAGGAGCAUGCCUUUGGAACUUCCUUGCAGGUGGAUUUGUAGUACUUGGAGUCACCAGCUUCAUGGCUGCUGUGAAACUUCAUCACCUCACAGAAAGGAUUGCCAAUUUUCGGGAAAAUGUCUUUCGGUUCGUUAUCUUAGAAGAACGCUUCGAAGACUGUUUUUGGAUUUGUGUGGCAAGUGCCACUGCACAUGCAGUGAAUUUGCUGCUAAUAGCCAUCAGUGGGAUUCAUUUCCCUAAAAUUAAGACUAAAACAGAAGAAGUGAAUGUUACAGCAGAAGAUAUCAUGUACUAACAAAGCUACACAAAACUAUUUUGGUCAACUGAACUGUUGUAACAGGAACAGCUUCUUGGCUCUUCAGCCUUUGUUUUGGAUAGAUGAUUUAUGUACAAACCUAAGAAAACAUGUCAUUCUACAAUACCAGCAACUAACAUAUCUGUAAAACAAAACAAAACAAAACAAAAAAACAAAAAACAAAUACUCUAAAUAUCAUUUUUCUCAAAACAGACUGAUAUCUGCAGUAAGUAUAUGGUGUUUCAGUUUUUAGAAAAUUUGCACCUUUUUUUUUUAGAAAGCGAAGGUAAAAUAUUUCAUCAAACCAAAUGUCUUCUUUAUUUAGAAAGACAACAUGCUUAUCACAAAUCUUUCAAACUAUAAGGUAAUUUCAAAAGAGAAAGAAUGUAUAUUUGGCAUUUACUUUCACAGAAUUGUCCAGAGCAUAUUAAGAAGGACAUAUCUUUGGUGUUAUACAGCAUUGAGAACUGUGAGGCUGAAGUUAAGGGGCAGCAAAGGCUAAAUGUGUGUGUAUGAAAUGUUUUUAAAACAGAAAUGAUCCAAUACCACAAGGCAAAGAAGUGAGAAAUGUAAAGUAUAUGGGAUGCUAUUAGUCUGUGAAAAAAGAUUUAUUAGCUGCUGGAUGACUGUUUUAUUGCAGCUUCUGGACGUAAACAGAUUAAGGGUAAUAGUGCUUUUAGAUAACCUGGAAAAUAUUAAUCUGACACAUUGAUUUUCUUCAUAACUGUGUUAAUUGUUAAGUCUAUCUGAAAUCAAGUAAAAGUGAUGUAUGAUGAAACAAUAUUGAAAUGGAUAGAACUGGCUAAAUGGAUGGAAAAGUUAUUUUCUUAGGAAGGACCAUAACUUUGACAAGGAUUCAACCAGUUCAUGGGUCCCAAGGAGCGAAUAUUUUUGAGAAAAGGAUAUGGAAUAUACCAUUAGGAAUGGAUACAGUGGCCUCUACCAUCUCUGGUUUGGCUCUGCAAGGUUAGCAGGAUUAUGAAUAAAGGAGAAAUUUGUGAGGGAGCCUUUGCAAUAGGCCCUACUAACCUAUUUUCUUCAAGACACCAUCAGCCACUUUUGUUUUUCAGAAGCACUAAAAUUAUUUUUAAAAAAAUUAAAGAUAGAUGGAAAAUUAUGAUGAGUAUAGAGAACUGUUACAGUUUUAGUAUAAAGGAGACUCAAUAAAGCAGAAAAAGUUCCUA